AUGGAGAAAUGUGCAGUGUUUGCCGGCGGGCUUCACCCGACUCCUGCCCCGAAUCAAAUUUCGGGUCCUUCAAGAACCACCUCUGUGAAGCUUCUCCCUACUCCCUUUGCAGAACGAACUCACUUCUCCCCCUUUUCCCCCAAGUUUCCAAAGUUGUCCUCCCAUUCUGCAACUUAUAGCAGCAGUAAUAUCAAUGGAAACCCAAUUCGUAUGGCCUCUCCUCAGACUAGCAGUGUAACUUCUGAAUUAGACGAUAUCGAUUGGGACAAUCUUGGCUUUGGCUUCAUGUCAACUGAUUAUAUGUACGUCAUGAAAUGCUCUCAAGGUGAAGAGUUUUCAAAAGGUGAAUUGCAGCGGUUUGGGAACAUAGAGUUGAGCCCGUCAGCUGGGAUUUUGAACUAUGGGCAGGGACUGUUUGAGGGUCUGAAAGCCUACAGAAAACAUGAUGGCAACAUUUUACUCUUCCGUCCUGAAGAAAAUGCUUCGAGGCUGAGGAUGGGUGCUGAGCGCAUGUGCAUGCCCUCUCCGACUGUUGAACAAUUUGUGGAGGCUGUAAAAUUCACUGUUCUAGCUAACGAGAGAUGGAUUCCUCCACCUGGAAAAGGCUCCUUAUACAUCCGUCCACUGCUUAUGGGAAGUGGGGCUGUUCUUGGUCUUGCACCAGCUCCAGAGUAUACAUUCUUAAUAUAUGUAUCACCUGUCGGUAACUACUUUAAGGAAGGCUUAGCACCAAUAAACUUGAUAGUUGAGACUGAGAUGCAUCGUGCAACUCCUGGUGGUACUGGAGGUGUAAAGACCAUUGGUAACUAUGCAGCGGUGCUAAAGGCCCAGAGUGCUGCAAAAGCAAAAGGCUAUUCUGAUGUUCUGUAUCUUGAUAGUGUUCACAAAAAGUAUCUAGAAGAGGUCUCCUCUUGUAAUGUUUUUAUCGUAAAGGGAAAUGUCAUUUCAACUCCUUCAAUUAAAGGAACCAUCCUACCUGGCAUUACUCGAAAGAGCAUAAUUGAUGUUGCUCUUAGUCAAGGCUUCCAGGUUGAGGAACGUGAGGUAACUGUGGAUGAGUUACUUAAUGCUGACGAGGUUUUCUGCACGGGAACAGCUGUUGUUGUGUCUCCUGUAGGAAGCAUAACUUAUCUUGGUAAAAGGGUGACUUAUGGGGAAGAUGGAAUUGGUCGUGUAUCGCAACAACUCUACUCAGCUUUAACAAGCCUGCAGAUGGGAUUGACAGAGGAUAAAAUGGGUUGGAUAAUGGAGCUUAAGUAG
Messenger RNA from Oldenlandia corymbosa var. corymbosa, 1260 nucleotides. NCBI's taxonomy places the organism in Eukaryota, Viridiplantae, Streptophyta, Magnoliopsida, Gentianales, Rubiaceae. The record is from the annotation of a GenBank genome assembly.